This is a messenger RNA of Brettanomyces nanus, 1359 nucleotides long. RefSeq lists its product as uncharacterized. Gene Ontology annotation, biological process: cytoplasmic translational initiation. Gene Ontology annotation, cellular component: eukaryotic translation initiation factor 3 complex. Bases 1 to 1359 code for a protein of 452 amino acids. The transcript has a single exon. NCBI's taxonomy places the organism in Eukaryota, Fungi, Ascomycota, Pichiomycetes, Pichiales, Pichiaceae. The record is from RefSeq and is a predicted model, not a curated record.
AUGGCUUUCAGUAUUGUCCUAAACAGAUAUAUAAACGAGUCUGUGGCAGAGUAUGGUGCCAUUUUGGAUUUUGAAUUGAAAGAAGUUGACAAUAAAUACCAAAAGAGUUAUGAAGAGCUAUUGAAGAAUGAUGAUAAGCAAGAACUUUUGAACCAAAUAGUGGGCUCUUCCAAGUUCUUAUUGGUCAAUUUUUCUGACAAGUCUCUUGAACCAACAGCUAAUUUGUAUAUACACAUUUUGGAUGCGUUGACAUCUGAAUUGAAUAUUGAUAUUAGCGGGGUUUUUAAACAGGUGUUGACCAACUUUUCUUCAGAAUCGUUGUCAAAAUCUGCAGAAAUCAAACCGACGACAGUGAUUUCUUUGCUUUCGAACAUUUUCAACUUCCUCAAAGAAUCGAACCAUCUUAGGGCUGAUAUUCUCAAGGAUAUUAUAACAUUGGUGUCAGCCAAUGAUCUUCAGAGCAUGCUUUUGCCUAUAGCGCAGAACUUCUCUGUGUGGCUGUCUGAUAUUGAAGGUGUGACUGAUGAUGAAUGGAGGGCCCUCGCUAACCAAAUAUUUGCGCAGAUUUAUGCCCAGGAUCAGAUGGCUGCGUUAACUUUCUACAAGAAAUUGGUUGAAUCAGAGACGGACUCUAGCAAGCUACAGCCACAAGAUUAUGAUGAGUUCUUGGUGAAGGUGUUGUCGUCUAAGAAAUACUUUAACGUUUGCAAUCUUGACAUUGGUGCCAAGUUGGGAGAUGGUUCAUUGGCUCACUUGUUUGAGAUUAUCAGGAACGCAGAUCUCAGUGAAUUCUUGACGUUUGUGAACAGUAAAGAGGGUAGCAAAUUGGGCGACAAACUGGAUUUAGCCAAACUGACAUAUAAAGUGAAAUAUCUUGCUGCACCCCAAGUGUUGGAGAAGUUUGAAGAAGAAACCGGGAAGAAUGAAUUUAGUUAUGAACAGAUUGCGCAGCAGUUAGAUGUCCCAUCGGACAGCAUUGAAGAGUUUUUGAUCAACUGCAUCCAACAGGGAUUAAUCACAGGUAGAUUGUCGCAGGCCAAGCAGGUGUUUUAUUUGAGCAAGAUAGACCGAUUGAACACUCCAAGCAAGACUUUGAAUGCCAAGGAUUGGCAUAGAGCCAACCAAUAUUUAGAGAACUGGUCUCGAACAAUCGAAGACUUACAAUCUCUCAUUAAAAACCUUACGAGUAGAAAAGGAAAAAAAAUGCUUCCUCCUCAGGCCAUACAAACAUUCCAUCAGCAGAAGCAGGAGCUGAAAGAGCACCUGCAGCAGGAGAAGCAGAAAGAAAGGGAAAGACAUCAGGACGACGAGGAGACAGAGGAUUCUCAGGAGCCUGCUGUUCAGCAAAUUGUUGCUUGA